AAGUGAGGAUUGUAGUCACUUCUGGACGGUUCUAACAGAAUUAAAAUAUAAAAAGGGAUCUGAACUACACGGUUGCUGAAAAUAUUUUAUCAAAUUAUAAAAAUGUCAAAACAAAAGAAAUUAAAACUAAAUGAAACAACUGAUGGUAUACUGGCCGAUAUAUUAUCAAAAGUAACUAAUAUUCAAGAAGAAGUGAAAGAAAUUAAAGCACACAUCAUACAAAACAAAAGUGAAUCAACAAAUCAAAAUCAUCUUAUUGAUAAAAUUGUUAAUCAAAAUCUAAAUGUUGGAAACAUUUUGGCGGAACAAACUGUGGCACUCAAAUCAACAAUAACUUCUCUUUGGAACAAUCCAAAACAUUUAGAGCGUUUUCCAAUAGAAACCGAUGAUGCAUUACAAGAUUGGGAAAAUUACAUAAAUGAUGAAAAUAAAAGUGGAAUGAUUCAUGCGGUAAAAAGCAUCGUUGGUAAAUCUGGUUUAAGAAAAAAUUUAAAAUUGGUUUUAAGUCCCAAUUUAAUAACUAAUUACAAUUUGCACGGUAGCCACACAAAAAAGAGACUUUACAAUUAUUCUAAGAUAAUGGAUGUUUUUUUACACGCCACCGUAAACCCUAAUGAUCUUCAUACUUUUGAAGAUGAUAUGAGAAAAGCCAUCAAGGAUAUCAAAAAUCGCCAUUUUAAAAAUGCCAGCUUGAAAAGAAAAAAUGCCACAAGUACUGAGAACAACUAAAAAUAUUAAAGUUUUAAUUAAUAUUAAAUAUUCACGAUGUUCAAUGCAAAUGUUUAAAACCCAUAUUGUAAAAUAUUUUUAGAUGAAA
Lucilia cuprina (Australian sheep blowfly) is the source of this 817-nucleotide messenger RNA. RefSeq lists its product as uncharacterized. NCBI's taxonomy places the organism in Eukaryota, Metazoa, Arthropoda, Insecta, Diptera, Calliphoridae. The record is from RefSeq and is a predicted model, not a curated record. The transcript is spliced from 6 exons. Bases 103 to 729 code for a protein of 208 amino acids.